AUGUCUGAACAAAUCACCCACCCUACUAUCAAGGAUGGAUGGUUUAGAGAAAUCUCUGACACGAUGUGGCCAGGCCAAGCCAUGACUCUAAAAGUUGAAAAAGUGCUGCACCAUGAGAAGUCCAAGUACCAGGAUGUGCUGAUCUUCAAAUCUACGGACUACGGCAACGUGCUAGUGCUAGACAAUGUGAUCCAGGCUACCGAAAGGGACGAAUUCUCUUACCAGGAGAUGAUUGCCCAUCUGGGGUUAAACUCGCACCCUGAGCCUAAAAAGGUGCUGGUCAUCGGUGGGGGUGACGGCGGUGUGCUCAGAGAGAUUGUCAAGCACGAGUGUGUUGAAGAAGCGUGGCUGUGCGACAUAGAUGAAGCUGUCAUCAGACUCUCCAAACAGUAUCUGCCGGACAUGGCUGCCUCUUACUCGCACCCAAAGGUUAGAACCCACAUCGGCGAUGGUUUCCAAUUCUUGAGAGACUACCAAAACACUUUCGAUGUGAUUGUCACUGACUCGUCUGACCCUGAGGGUCCGGCUGAGACUUUGUUCCAAAAGGCCUACUUUGAGCUUUUGAACAGCGCUUUGACCGAGAAUGGUGUGAUUACCACCCAAGCCGAGAGCAUCUGGCUGCACUUGCCAGUCAUCAAGAACUUGAAGAAGGCCUGUUCUGAGGUUUUCCCUGUUGCUGAGUACGCCUACACCACAAUCCCAACCUACCCAUCCGGCCAAAUUGGCUUUAUGGUGUGCUCCAAAGACGCUAAGUCCAACGUCAAGAAACCAUUGCGUGCUAAAUCAGACCAGGACGAGGUUGAAAUGUAUAGAUACUACAACAAGAGGAUCCACGAGGCCUCGUUUGUUCUUCCAACUUGGGCCGCCAAGGAACUUGAACUGUGA
Lachancea dasiensis is the source of this 885-nucleotide messenger RNA. The record is from the annotation of a GenBank genome assembly. Lineage: Eukaryota; Fungi; Ascomycota; Saccharomycetes; Saccharomycetales; Saccharomycetaceae.